Messenger RNA from Rhodotorula toruloides NP11, 1770 nucleotides. Its product is annotated as MFS monocarboxylate transporter. The transcript is spliced from 9 exons. NCBI's taxonomy places the organism in Eukaryota, Fungi, Basidiomycota, Microbotryomycetes, Sporidiobolales, Sporidiobolaceae. The coding region runs from base 1 to 1770 and encodes 589 amino acids. The record is from RefSeq and is a predicted model, not a curated record. Gene Ontology annotation, molecular function: transmembrane transporter activity. Gene Ontology annotation, biological process: transmembrane transport. Gene Ontology annotation, cellular component: fungal-type vacuole membrane.
AUGACGACGACUGCGUCGACUGACGACCACGGCGACCGCACCUCCUCGCCGACCGCUUCCACCUUCUCGACCGAGACCGCGAACGCUAUCGCCACUCUUCCCGAAGACAGCUCCGCCUACGACGACGCGAAGAGCAAGGCGACGUCUAUCAAGAGCGCCGCGAGGUCGAGCAGGUCGAAGCUGGUCGAGUUGGAGGACGAGGAGACGGCUUCGAUCCGGUCAGAGGGCUUCGCGAAAUCGCCUACGACUUCGACAGCGCCCAUCUUGGCGGUCACUGCGGCGGAGGAUGAACUGCAGCGUACGCCGACGAGGGGUGUGACGCCCGAACAGGGCCGCCAGUCGUCGCAGGUGGACGAGGUGGAGGAAUCGGAGAAGCCGCUUCCUGUUCUUCCAGCCACGAAGGCCUCGAGUACUUACGACGAGGAGAGCCUCAGCUCCAGCAAGAACAGGUCGGAUGUCGCAAUCGAUAUGAGCAAGACCAGCUCGACGACCUAUCCGCCCAUCAAGGCUGAGCUACCGACAUCUACGCCUGUUCCUCAUGACGAAGUUGUCGCCAUUGCGCCGCCGGACGGCGGGCUACGCGCCUGGCUCAACGUUCUCGGCGGCUUCCUCAUCCUCUUCGCCUCGUUCGGUCUCGUCACAGCGUACGGCGUCUUCCAAGCGUACUACAAGCAGGCCUUCUUGCGCGACCACUCCGAAAGUGCCAUCUCCUGGAUCGGCUCCGUUCAGCUCUGCCUCUUCUUCGUCAUGGCGCUUGUUGCCGGGCCGCUCUUCGACAAAGGCCGGUUCCGCUUGCUCAUUAGUCUCGGAUCUGCGCUCUGGAUUCUCUCCAUCUUUCUCAUCCCGCAGGCCACGAAGUACUGGCACACCAUGAUCAUCCAAGGCGUCCUCGGCGGGCUCGGCGUCGGCCUUCUCUUCCUUCCUGCGCUCAGUAUCCAAAGCCAUUGGUUCGAACGUCGCCGUGCCCUUGCUAUCGGACUCGUCGCGAGUGGAACGUCGAUCGGCGGUAUCGUCUUCCCGAUCAUGCUCAACAAGCUCAUCGUCAAGCCCGACGUCGGCUUUGCGAACGCCGUCCGCGCAGCCGGCUACCUUGUCGCCGCCCUCCUAGUCAUCGCGAACCUCAUCAUGGCGCCUCACCCUGCCCGCGCCCUCGCGAAGAAGCCGCCUCACCCGCCUCUCAAGCAGAUCUUCAACCCGACCUACACAUUCUUCGUCAUCGGUGCCGCGAUUCUCGGCUUUGGCUGCUGGAUGCCGAAUUUUUACAUCCAAGUCUACUUCAAGGUGCACGGCGCAUCCGCGAACGCGACCUACUACUCGCUCGCCAUGUUCAACGCCGGCUCGUUCCUCGGGCGCACACUUCCCAACCUCAUCGCCGACUUUGUCGGGCCUUACAACGUCACCGUCUUCUGCUGCACCUGCGCAGCCGUCAUCCUUUUCUGCAUGCACAUCAUGACGAGCCAGCCUGCCCUAAUUGCGUUUGCCAUCCUUUACGGCUUCUUCUCAGGCGGCUUCAUCUCGCUCGUUUCGCCGCUCAUCGUCAGUAUCUCGGACCACCUGGGCGAGAUUGGUCUCCGCCAAGGCAUCGCGUUCCUCUGCAUGGCGGCAUCCGCGCUUGGCGGCAACCCCAUCGUCGGAAGGCUGCUCGGGAAUCACCAUGGCGACUUCCUCUACCCGAUCGUCUUCUCCGCGACGAUGCUCCUCGGUGGUACCGCCAUUACGGCCGUGGGACAGGUCCUACAGAUGAAGAAGAAGCGCACUUGGAGGGUCUGA